AAACACGUCUUCCUCCACUUACGCGCUACCGCAGCGCAUAUUCCUUCCCCGCGAUUUUCACUUUACCAAAGCUCCAAAGUUGAGAGUCCCUUCUUCUGUCAGUUUAUUCGCGUCGCUUGCGACUCAAUGUGUUGAGUACCUGUAACUAUAUCGCAGAUCGAGAUGCCGCCGCUGCUACGAGAAGAGCAGACAACUUCGCCCCUGUCGGCUAUCUCGUCACCAACCUCCUUCGUGACAGCCACGGCAUCACCUUCUAAUCUAGCAGAUGCAACUACCGCGACGGACGUCGAUAGUCCCGGUGACGCCGAGGCUGAAUCGCCGUAUCUCAAGGCACGACAACUACCCCCGGAACUGAGACAACACUGUCAGAUUUACCUCGAGGAGAAUUUGCACAAGAUUACCCUGAGUCUGCUCAAGAGCCAGUUAUGCGUCGGCGGUGCGGUCACCAACUCCAAUCGCGGCGCAUACUGCCCGCCCCCAAAUCAACUCGCGGUGCUCAACACCAUCGUCAUACAUCCGGACUUCACAACACGGGCACAAGACCCGUGCUGGAAUGAGGUGGCUUCCGAUUCACUCGUAUACCUACGCAACCUGCUCCAGACUGUUGGCCCCAUCAAUGGCCGAUUCAAGGAUGCAUUCCACUUCGUCUCCCGAUGGUCGCGUCAUGAAACACCAAGCUCUGACAGUGGCCGCGAACUUAUCGAGGAUACCCAGGGGGAAACACAGCUCAACGGGAAAUAUGCCAAGGAAAGUGUAUGGCGCCGCGGACAAGAAUUCUUCAACGUGGUUGGAUGGGCCUUUAACUGCAGCGUCCUGUAUCCAAAUCGCUGGGCCUACUGGAAGCAGUGGCUUGAGUUCAUGUGCGACGUGUUGGAGACAGAUUUACAUGAGCGGCAUCGACUUGACGUUGAGGCACACCGAAGAGACGGCGUAUUUGAGGGGAAAUGCAAAUUUCUGCAACUGGAAGAUUCUAUUCUCAAUAGUUAUAUGAUGCAGCGCACAGGCAGGUCUGGCAGGCUUAAGUGGUUCAUCAAGGCAAUAUUCGCAGACGGUGGCCAGUCCUCCAACUCGUUAUUCCAGGAAGUAUGGCACAAGGAGCACAAGGGCAAAUCAAGAAACACAGCAAUGAACAAGCGGAAAAGGGAAAAGGUCAACAUUGAGAAGGGCCAGUACGGGGCCUGGCUGGACGAUGACUCCAUCUACUCCUCUCAAGCAUCGGAACCCCCCACUCCGCAGAAAAAAGGGUCUGGGUCGCUGAAAUACGACAUGCAAACACUAUCGCCGCCGUUCGUCGAGUCUAUUGCCCUACGUCAACGACUAUUUGCUUUGAUAUCCUAUCUCUGUAACUACUUACCCAGACCACCAGUUGCUCUCCCGGAUCUGUACGAGCACUACGCGGUAGCACUUAAAGCACAACCUCUUCCGAUUUUCACAGCAUUCAUCUCCUCGACUGCAUGUACCUCAUCACUCCUUGCAUCCAGCCAGGUCUCUAUACUGCAAAAUUUGUUGGAGGACUUUAUGCCGACAACUGCCGUCCCUCCGUUCAAAGUUGACGCUGAACGUUACGAUCUUAAUGGGACCAGCCCGGCUAUCCUCGAGCGCUGCUUCCUGCCCAACGCUGCUAGUACCAUUGCGCCGGAUGAUAAUGCGAAAGUGAGCCUGCUGCUAGAAGAACUGUUACAGCUCAUAUGGAUGAUCGGAGCCGAGAAAUUUAGCGACGGGUUGAGAAGUAUUGUUCGGAAGGGUGUCGACGCCCGGGAGGCAAAGGCAAGACGGAAGUACGCAACGGGAUCAGGAAGAUCAGGAAGAGGCCGCGGGGGGAACGGGGAUGACGCGGACGUGGAGGCCAGAUCCGUGCUAAGUUGGAGUGGGAAGCGGCUGAGAUUGUUGUCUGAUUUGAUAACAUUCCAGACGAGCAACCUGAGCGAGGACGCGGAUAGUGAAAUGAUGGAUCAAGACGAAGAAGAGGUAACGUUCAUGUCCGCUCGGAGUUCGUAGGGAGAACACGGAAGUAAAGAACAAGCGAGAGAGAAAUGGCCUGGAAUCCACCAAGGCCCGGCAAAACUUGGCCCUUCUUUGCCACUGGCUAAGGACCCUAUUACAGUUGCUAUUCCUCUUGCU
Pseudomassariella vexata is the source of this 2121-nucleotide messenger RNA. RefSeq lists its product as uncharacterized. The transcript has 2 exons. The record is from RefSeq and is a predicted model, not a curated record. Bases 163 to 1998 code for a protein of 611 amino acids. NCBI's taxonomy places the organism in Eukaryota, Fungi, Ascomycota, Sordariomycetes, Amphisphaeriales, Pseudomassariaceae.